This is a messenger RNA of Budorcas taxicolor (takin), 1983 nucleotides long. It is a transcript of the gene MAN1A1, whose product is annotated as mannosidase alpha class 1A member 1. The coding region runs from base 1 to 1983 and encodes 660 amino acids. The transcript is spliced from 12 exons. Gene Ontology annotation, biological process: N-glycan processing; carbohydrate metabolic process. NCBI's taxonomy places the organism in Eukaryota, Metazoa, Chordata, Mammalia, Artiodactyla, Bovidae. Gene Ontology annotation, cellular component: endoplasmic reticulum; extracellular exosome; Golgi membrane. Gene Ontology annotation, molecular function: mannosyl-oligosaccharide 1,2-alpha-mannosidase activity; calcium ion binding. The record is from RefSeq and is a predicted model, not a curated record.
AUGCCCGUGGGGGGCCUGCUGCCGCUCUUCAGUAGCCCGGCGGGCGGCGGCCUGGGCGGGGGGCUUGGCGGCGGCGGCGGCGGCGGCGGCGGCGGCAGGAAGGGGUCGGGCCCCGCCGCCUUCCGCCUGACGGAGAAGUUCGUGCUGCUGUUGGUGUUCAGCGCCUUCAUCACGCUCUGCUUCGGGGCAAUCUUCUUCCUGCCCGACUCUUCCAAGCUGCUCAGCGGGGUCCUGUUCCACUCCAGCCCCGCCCUGCAGCCGGCCGCCGACCACAAGCCGGGACCCGGGGCGCGCGCCGAGGACGCGGCGGAGGGGCGCGCCCGGCGCGGCGAGGAGGGCGCUCCGGGAGACCCCGCGGCCUCCCUAGAGGACAGCUUGGCCAGGAUCCGCGAAAACCACGAGCGGGCUCUGAGGGAAGCCAAGGAGACCCUGCAGAAGCUGCCCGAGGAGAUCCAGAGAGACAUCCUGAUGGAGAAGGAGAAGGUGGCCCAGGACCAGCUGAGUAGCAGGGCGGGGUUCAGAAGGCUGCCCCCCGUGUACUUAGCACCCCUGAAUACAGUCGGGGCGAUUGACCGGGAACCCGCCGACGCCGCCGUCCGCGAGAAGAGGGAAAAGAUCAAAGAGAUGAUGAAACAUGCUUGGAAAAAUUAUAAACGUUAUGCUUGGGGUAAAAAUGAACUGAAGCCUGUAUCAAAAGGAGGCCAUUCAAGCAGUUUGUUUGGUAAUAUCCAAGGAGCAACAAUAGUAGAUGCCCUGGAUACACUUUUUAUUAUGAAUAUGAAAGAUGAAUUUGAAGAGGCUCAAGCAUGGGUUGAAGAAAAUCUAAAUUUUAAUGUGAAUGCUGAAGUUUCUGUUUUUGAAGUAAAUAUACGCUUUGUUGGUGGACUAAUCUCAGCCUACUAUCUGUCUGGAGCAGAGAUAUUUCGAAAGAAAGCAGUGGAACUUGGGGUAAAAUUGCUACCUGCAUUUCAGACACCCUCUGGAAUACCUUGGGCACUGCUGAAUAUAAAAAGUGGGAUUGGAAGGAACUGGCCCUGGGCCUCAGGAGGAAGCAGUAUUUUGGCAGAAUUUGGAACUCUGCACUUGGAGUUUAUGCACUUGAGCUACUUAUCAGGAAACCCCAUCUUUGCUGAUAAGGUAAUGAAUAUUCGAACAGUACUGAACAACCUGGAAAAACCAGAAGGCCUUUACCCUAACUAUCUGAAUCCCAAUAGUGGACAGUGGGCUCAAUAUCAUGUAUCAGUUGGAGGACUUGGAGACAGUUUUUAUGAAUAUUUGCUAAAGGCAUGGUUAAUGUCUGACAAGACAGAUCUCCAGGCUAAGAAAAUGUAUUUUGAUGCUAUUAAGGCUAUUGAGACUCACUUGAUCCGGAAGUCCCGUAAUGGACUGACUUACAUCGCAGAGUGGAAAGGGGGCCUCCUGGAACACAAGAUGGGCCACCUGACCUGCUUUGCUGGAGGCAUGUUUGCACUCGGGGCCGACGACGCUCCUGAAGGAAUGACCCAACACUACCUUCAACUUGGGGCUGAAAUUGCCCGGACCUGUCAUGAAUCUUACAAUCGCACCUUUGUGAAACUGGGACCAGAAGCUUUCAGAUUUGAUGGUGGUGUUGAAGCCAUUGCUACGAGGCAAAAUGAGAAAUACUACAUCUUACGGCCAGAAGUUGUUGAGACUUACAUGUACAUGUGGCGACUGACUCAUGAUCCAAAGUACAGGAAAUGGGCCUGGGAAGCUGUGGAGGCCCUGGAGAAACACUGCAGAGUGAAAGGGGGCUAUUCCGGCCUCAGGGAUGUUUACUUCAACAAGGAGAGCUAUGAUGAUGUGCAACAGAGCUUCUUCCUGGCAGAGACACUAAAAUAUUUGUACUUAAUAUUUUCUGAUGAUGAUCUACUUCCUCUGGAACAUUGGAUCUUCAACACCGAGGCACAUCUUCUCCCUGUACUCUCUAGGAAUUUAAAGAAAGUUGAAGACGAUGGGAAAUAA